This is a messenger RNA of Lobosporangium transversale, 2365 nucleotides long. RefSeq lists its product as hypothetical. The record is from RefSeq and is a predicted model, not a curated record. The transcript has a single exon. Lineage: Eukaryota; Fungi; Mortierellomycota; Mortierellomycetes; Mortierellales; Mortierellaceae. Bases 280 to 2280 code for a protein of 666 amino acids.
CGUCGCACCUUUGCUUCCCCUCCACGAUCGUCCCUGACCAUCGCUAUUCCCACUCCCCACAGUCAUUCUACAACAAGGACCUCUACAACAAUCUCAUCACAUACAUCCUCAACAUUAUCCUCGCCCGGCUCCAGCAAUCCCACGUCUAUUCCUCCCCAUCCGUCCAUAUCUUUCUCCACUUCUACCUCAAGGAAUCCAGCAAUACCAACCACACACUCUGUUCACUUUCAUGAUUCAUACAUUUCAUCCUAUCUAACCAAUCGACAUGCCAAAGAGGCGAUGCUUAGUAAAGUUCAUCAUCGUAGCUUACCCAAGCAUCAGCAGCUACGCAUAGAACUACAAAAACGUCAUGAAGAAAGUCAACGGCAGCUAAACGAGCGUAGUCAACUCCAAAUUGCUUACCAGGAGUUCCAUCGUCAACGCGAGCAAUAUCAAAGGGAGCAACAGCAACAACAGCGGCAUCUACAGUUGCAACAACUACACCAACUUCAGCAACAACGACAGUUGCAGGCACGACCUCCCUCUUCAGCAGCAUCCACCAACAGUACCAUGACAGGAGCGUGGUCCUACACCUCCUCUUCUCCUCUCUCCUCCUCUUCCUCUUCUUCAUCGUCAUCAACGCUAUCACCAUCUGCCAAUCAUUCCCCUUUCCGUCAUAGUCAAUACUCUGACUGGUCUACGAUCCGAGAAAAGGAACGUGCACGAAUGUUAGCCAACAUUGCAUCUAUUCGAGACACACUCCCUUCAGUACCACCACCUCAAGUUGCCAAAGAAAACCUACGACGUCUCUCUGAACGACUGCAGCAUCGUCGGGCACGUACGCGCGAAACUAUUCUGUAUGAUAUUCAUCAGGGUGUCAAAAGUGUUGAGGCUGAGGUUCAUCGUCAGGUGGAACUCGUUCUCAGUCGACUCAAGGAAGCCCCUGGUUCCAGAUAUGCAUUUGCAUUGACCAAUAGUUUUUUGUCUCAAAUCCCAUCAUCACUAUCCAAUACACUUUUGCCCACAGCCAACAUCCUACCUACACCACCUCCAUCUUCAGAUUCUUCUUCAUCAUCCUCACCCCUCUCUCCCUCAGCUUAUACACCAGCAUUCUUGGAUGAUGAUAAAAAGCCACUUAAGCGCCGCUAUGAUCAAGAUGGUAACGAAGAUAUCUGGUCACGACAACAGCAAGAGCGAGAUAGGAUGGAGGCAGACUCUCUCUCAAACGAGUUUGAUUCAAUUGCACUAGCUGGAAGCGCCCACGCUACAGAUACAGAAAGUGAACAUCAUGCACAAGAGCCACGGCAGCAGCAGCUCUCCAUCUCAAGUUCAGGUGCCUCUGAGGUUCUCUCUGCAUCCAUGCAUACUAGUUACACCACUGCAUGCUCCCGAGUGUUGGACGCAGCCUUGCCUUCUUUCAUCCCUUCAAUGGUUGCUCCUCUUGUAUGCGUGUUUUCCUAUCCUGCUCCAUCUUCAUCAGCACAGGCGAACCAAGGCACGGCUGAACAACAGCAUCAACAACAGAAGGAGUUUGUUUUCCCAUGGGGUCUACCUGAUCAACCGAGGAAUUUUUCGCAACAUAGCAAGCAAGGAUCGGUACCCUCACGUGUUGCCACACCCGAUCCGGGAAUCAUAGUUGUGGAUUCCAAAUCAUGGACACAGGCAGAACGCGAGGCAUUGUACCUGGCUGCGACUCGUUUCCGUCUUUGUGGUCAAUGGUCCAAAAUUCGUGAGAUGAUGAAUCUCCAUAGGACUGAUCAAGAGAUUGAAACUGAAUACAUGAAGCUGUAUGGACAUCGAGAUGAUGAUAUCGAUGACGAUGACGAUGAUGAAGGAGAGGAGAAGAUCCAUAUUAUCCACGGCGGUAAUAGUGGACAAGACAGUGACCAUGAUGAACCUAUGCACAUGCAUGAGGAUGGCAAAGUCAAGAAAGAUGGUCGUAAUCAGAUGGAGAGCAUGGACGGAGAUGCAGACGCAGAUGAUGAAGGUGAAGGUGAGCGUGCUGUGUUUAUGAAGUUUGGAGGAUCGCGACGCCAUCAUCAAGGUCAAAAUCAAAGUCAAAGCCAGAGUCAAAGCCAGAAUCAAAGCCAAGGUCCAGAUGAGGAACAAAGCCAAAUGGAAUUGCAUCGCUUAUCAGUGCAACCACCUCGUAUAGUCAGGGUUGGUGGCGAGAUUGUCCCGUCUGGUUACGAGCAACAGCCGAUUGUUGAUCCUCGACAACGUGAGCCCAUCCGCCUGCAUAAAAAGGAGUUGUUGAUUGAUAAGCGCUUCACGUUGGAGGAGAUCCCUAUGAGAAUCUAAUGGAUAAUACUAUAGGCAUAGCAUAGCAUAUAUAACAUAGAAUAGAAAUAAUACUUCAUUAUCUGCCUCUAUUGUUUUUCUUUCC